AUGGCAGCUACGUUACUUCUUAGAACUACUGACAGUAAACACCUGAUUCCAAACAACAAGCCUAAAAACUUUACAGUUGCAAUGCCGAAAUGGUUAGCGUUUAAGGGACACUGGACACUAGAACAAAGCGAAUUAUAUACCACGAGCAUUGCCGGGACAACUGAAAAGGAGCUCUUUAUCUACUUCGAUGCAUUUUUUGUGUGUAGUGCUGAUCAGAUGACAACUGUAGCACAAGAGACAACAAAAGCAACCUCUGAACCCACUAAACUAACAACAGAACCAUCAGCAUCUAAUGUAACAACAGUGGGUCCAUCCAAUGUAACAACAGAGAAAACAACAGUCGGACUAUCUAACGCCACAACUAGGGACAUCAUCAUUGCACCAAUAACAGUGGCCUCCAAUACUUCACCUCCAUUCCCUCCAGUUUCUAGAUACGCAGUCGUAAAGAGAGUCUUCAUUUUCAACAAAAUAAUCUGUGUCGUCAUGGAAGGAAGCUUCCAGCUUAAAGUGACUUAUAGAACAAAGGAUAACAAAAUGGCCAGUAAGAUUGUGAAUGUUCCAGCUAGAAGUGAUGUCACAGUCAAUGGAACAUGUGCCAGUGGCAUUGACACUGAAUCCAGUCUCAUGAUCAAACCAAUAGAUAGAGAAAUUCAGUCCUUGACAUUUAUUUUUAAAAUCAUGGAUGGCAAAUCUUACCUUUAUUCGUGGUCUGCUGAGGUGGAUCUUACAAAGUUCCCUGAUGCCAUUGAGUCUGAGUUAAUCCACAGUGUAAAUGGUACACCAGUGGAGCUGUCGAGUCCUGAAUCACAUUACAAGUGUAUAAAAGGAGGGACCUUCUCAGAUGAUAUCCUGACCCUUAUGUUCAGGGAGUUAAAAGUACAGGCCUUUAAUGUGGAGGACGGGAAUUUUUCAGACUGUGGAUAUGACUGUCCUGAAGAUACUGGACCCAUUCCAGACCCUGGGAACCCUCCUGUACAUAGUUUUUCAGUGACAGAUGGAAACAUCACUUGCAUUGUUUUCAGAGCUGGAAUUAAGUUUAACAUUUCUUACACGUCACAAAAUGGGGAUACAACAGAAGUUAUUUCUCUACCAGUUAAUUACAAUGGAACUGGUGAUUGCAACACAACAUUGAAUGGAUUUUACUCACAGAAAAUGGUUGUUUCAUUUUACAAUUCCUGGGAGUUAACAAUUUACUUUUCCUCUGAUGUACAACAAAGUGAAUAUUUAAUAACUACGGAGAGAGUUACAAAGUACCACAUCUCACAGAUUGAGCUCGUUUACGAUUUUAACAACAACCUUUUUACCAAUGUAACAGACAGCAGUGAGUAA
This is a messenger RNA of Saccostrea cuccullata (small rock oyster), 1329 nucleotides long. Its product is annotated as lysosome-associated membrane glycoprotein 1-like. Gene Ontology annotation, cellular component: lysosomal membrane; plasma membrane; late endosome membrane. The record is from RefSeq and is a predicted model, not a curated record. Bases 1 to 1329 code for a protein of 442 amino acids. Lineage: Eukaryota; Metazoa; Mollusca; Bivalvia; Ostreida; Ostreidae. Gene Ontology annotation, biological process: establishment of protein localization to organelle. The transcript is spliced from 6 exons.